AAAUUAUUCCGAAACCAUUAAAGUUACAACUUCUAUUACUUAAAAAGGAUACUUAAAAUGUUGAGCUCAAUUUUGUACUUAUUGCCUACUCAAAGAUCAUUAAAUGAGAGGAGAAAAAACGAAGGAUACCAAACAAGGAACGUGGGCCAAUUCAGUUCUCAAAUAAUUCCAUAAAUAACCCAAUUUGUCUUCUAUGCCUCUUUCCUUAUUUCUACUCAAUUUUCUCGCCACCAGUCACGUCUUCCUUUUCCAACAAACAACACACACCACCACUUGCUUCUCUUUUACCACUUUAGAGCCACAAACGCAUCAACUCUUUGAAGAGGAGAGAGAAUCAAAAUUCAAAGGUAAUCAUCAAUGGAGGAGAGAGAAAGCUCCAUUGGAGUUGGAGGAGGACCGUUAGUUCCUGCAGUGAAGCCAUUAUCUGUAGUUCCGCUACUUCCUGCGCCGGAUUCCGCCCACGCUGGCGAACAAUUGGAGGCUUCGCCGACUGAAACCGAUAAGGAUUUGAUGUGUCCGAUUUGUAUGCAGAUGAUUAAAGAUGCUUUUCUUACGGCUUGUGGACAUAGUUUUUGUUACAUGUGUAUCAUCACUCAUCUUCGUAAUAAGAGUGAUUGUCCUUGUUGUGGCCGUCAUCUUACUAAUAAUCAGCUUUACCCUAAUUUUCUUCUCGAUAAGCUAUUAAAGAAGGCCUCAGUUCGUCAAGUUUCGAAAAAUGCGUCUCCUGUUGAACAAUUGCGCCGCGCAUUAUUGCAGGGUUGUGAAGUUUCGUUGAAAGAGGUGGACACCCUUAUAUCACUUCUUUCUGAGAAAAAGAGAAAGAUGGAGCAAGAAGAAGCAGAGAGAAACAUGCAGAUUUUGCUAGAUUUUCUGUAUUGCUUGAGGAAGCAGAAAGUUGAUGAGCUCAGUGAGAUUCAAACUGACCUUCAGUACAUCAAAGAGGACAUAUCCGCUGUGGAGAGACAUAGAAUGGAUUUAUAUCGUGCAAGGGACCGGUACUCAGUAAAAUUGCGAAUGCUCAGUGAUGAUCCUACACCAAAGAUACGGCCUUCAACAGCUGAUAGGAAUAAUGGUGGAAUUUCCUCUGGUUCACGUUGCUCACUAGGAGGGUUGACUGCGGGAAGUUUUCAGAAUAAGAAAAUGGAUGUAAAGGCUCAAGGCUCCCAUGGGCAACCGAGAAAAGAUGCUUUGAGUAGUGGUUUGGAUUCACAGUACAUUAGCCAAUCAGGUUUGGCUGUGAUGAGAAAGAAGAGAAUCCAUGUGCAGUUUGGUGACCUGCAAGAGUGUUACCUGCAAAAGCGUCGCCAGUUGGCUGGCCAGCCAAUCAAGCAGGAGGAUAGGGAUAAUUAUAUGCAGAGAGAAGGGUAUAGCACAGGUCUUGCCGAGUUCCAAUCUGUAUUGUCUACCUUUACUCGUUACAGCCGCUUGAGAGUUAUUGCUGAACUCAGACAUGGGGACCCUUUUCAUUCUGCCAAUAUUGUAUCAAGCAUAGAAUUUGACCGUGAUGAUGAGUUAUUUGCCACAGCAGGAGUUUCUCGAAGAAUUAAAGUCUUUGACUUUUCCUCGGUUGUUAAUGAGCCUGCAGAUGCACACUGUCCCGUUGUUGAGAUGUCAACUUUGUCCAAACUCAGUUGUUUGAGCUGGAACAAGUUUUCCAAGAACCAAAUAGCUAGUAGUGAUUAUGAAGGAAUAGUUACUGUAUGGGAUGUUACGACACGCCAGAGUGUCAUGGAGUACGAAGAGCAUGAAAAGAGGGCUUGGAGUGUUGAUUUUUCGUGUACAGAACCUUCAAUGCUUGUAUCUGGUAGUGAUGACUGCAAGGUUAAAGUGUGGUGUACGAAGCAGGAAGCUAGUGUGCUUAAUAUUGACAUGAAGGCAAAUAUUUGUUGUGUCAAGUACAAUCCAGGAUCUAGCUAUCAUAUUGCAGUUGGUUCUGCUGACCAUCAGAUUCAUUAUUAUGAUUUGAGGAAUGUAAACCAGCCAGUUCAUGUAUUUGGUGGGCAUAAGAAAGCUGUUUCAUAUGUCAAAUUCUUAUCGACUACUGAGCUUGCUUCGGCAUCAACAGACAGCACAUUGAGGCUGUGGGAUGUGAAGGAGAGCUUACCGCUUCGUACAUUUAGAGGUCAUACGAACGAGAAGAACUUUGUAGGUCUUAGUGUAAACAGUCAAUACAUUGCCUGUGGAAGUGAAACUAAUGAUGUAUAUGUGUAUCACAAGGAAAUUUCUAGACCUGUAACUUGUCAUAAAUUUGGGUCACCGGAUGUCGAGGAUGCUGAUGAAGAUGCUGGAGCCUAUUUCAUCAGUGCUGUAUGCUGGAAGAGUGAUAGUCCUACACUGUUAACUGCCAACAGUCAAGGAACAAUUAAGGUGCUAGUGCUUGCUGCUUAACUAUACCUAAUUUUUUUCACAGGAAUGGGAAAAGAAGCUCAAUGCCUCGAUUAUUCAAUGAAUGUAAUUUUUCCAUCUCUCAUUACUGCUUCCUUGUUGGCUAUUUGUGAUUAUUCUCUCGUAUAUAUUGUAUCAUUCAUUUUGUGAUGGCCUCUGUAUGAGUUUCUGUAAAAUGCUGAGAGUGAGUGCAGAUUUUGUGGCUCGGUAAUGUAAUUGUCCGGUCACUUGAGGGAUGACUUUGCUUUUAGUUUUGAUUGCAUGUAUACUUGUUGACAUGUGUUGAAAGGAGAAGUACAUUAGUUCGAGCGCAUCUGAAGAGAAAUCGAUUUUGCACUGGACAUUUAUAUCCAAUUUACUAAUAUUAUCUGACAUGGGGAGUUAUUCUUUUCUUUGUACAGAUAAUUAAGCUUUUUAUU
Molecule: messenger RNA, 2804 nt
Organism: Amaranthus tricolor (Joseph's coat)
Lineage: Eukaryota; Viridiplantae; Streptophyta; Magnoliopsida; Caryophyllales; Amaranthaceae
Product: E3 ubiquitin-protein ligase COP1-like
Exons: 13
Coding region: 358-2388 (676 amino acids)
Biological process (GO): proteasome-mediated ubiquitin-dependent protein catabolic process
Molecular function (GO): ubiquitin protein ligase activity; protein binding
Source: RefSeq, a predicted model, not a curated record